AUGGCUACUCUCGCAGAGCAUCCCAUGCAACCGACUAUCAACCCCGCUUAUGACCAAGAUCUCGACUCCUUCAUCAACUUCGAUCAACUCGCCUACACAUCCGCCGACCCCGCCCGCCCCAAGGUCGCCCUCGCCAGCCAACCUUCUAUCGCUGGGACCGACUUCAGCACAAGCGACGCUCGCAGCGCCAGUUUCGCCUCUAGUGGUCAAUCACCCAUGGCCUUCCAGGCCCCUAGCCACCACUAUGAAGAGCACCGCCAACAAACUGGGUUACCCCCUGGCGCCCUGGCCAUGACCUACAACCAGCAGCAGCAGCAGCAGGUUACCCAAAUGGGCUUCGGAAACCCGAACCCCGGCUAUCCCAUGAACGGCGAUAUGUUCCCACAACAGAUGAAGCGCGAGGACGCUUCCUUCGAUUUCAACACAGCCCCUGCCCGUAACCCAUCUGAGAUGGAGAUCGAGUCCGACGGCAUGACCAACACCCCUUACUACUUCCCCAACAACGCGAACAAGAACCAAUACAUCGAUCCCAACGCGCUCGGCGGCCAUGAGCUGGCUCAGGCUGGUCCUUCCACUCAGGUCGGUCGCAUGUACCCUGGUAUGCAUCAGCAGCAGGCUGCGAUGGCCAAGGCGGCGGCUCAGCAACAGAAGCAACACGAGAUGGUGCACCAGCAAGUUCCUCAGCGCCGUGUGGAGGAGAGCCCUGGUGCCCCCUCCAACCGCGGUUCCCGCCAGCCGGAUCCUGUUGUUGAGGAGCGCAUUUCUCAACUUCUUCACCAGAUGCGUCAAAAUGCCAUUGCUAACGGCGAGGCCUCACCGUCCCCAUCUUCCGGCAUGCCUCACAUGGCCAAGGCCAAGAAGGAUGAGGCUGAUAUGGACGAGGAUGAGCGCCUGCUCGCCAGUGAAGAGGGAAAGAAGCUGAGCAGCAAGGAGCGUCGCCAAUUGCGGAACAAGGUGUCCGCCCGUGCAUUCCGCUCUCGUCGCAAGGAAUACAUCGGUCAGCUUGAGAGCGAAAUUUCCUCCCGCACCAACGAGGCCCACGACCUUCGCAUGCAGAACCGUGCCCUCUACGAGGAGAAUGCCCGCCUGAACGAUCUCGCCCGUAUGCUCCUGGGUUCGCCCCAUUUCUCCUCUUUCCUGAGCGACAUGCCCGAUGCCGUUGCCCCCCAGCAGCCCCAGCAGGCUCCUGUGCCCAAGGAGGCCGCCGCUCCUCGUCCUCAGGAGUUCCAGAUGCAGCAGAACCCCCAAACCAACAUGAUGAUGGUUCCCCAACAGGGUAUGGAUGCCUCCAUGGCGAUGAACAACGGUGGCUGGAACUCCGGUAUCGACAUGAACUUCGGCAACGCUUCCGUCUUCGCUGUUCUCGAGGUUCCCGAGGGCCCUGCUCUCGAUGCUGAGGCUUUGUCUGGCAAGCCUUCCUCCCCGAUCGACCUCUCUGAGGGAUCCUCCAAGAACGAGGUCCCUGCUCUGGUCCGCCCCGAGCAGUCGACUGAGAAGUCUGAUAUCGGUGUUGCCAACCCCGAUGUGGAGAUUGACGAGUCCGACCCUGCCUUUGCUCUCUUCCUUGAUUCCCCGCCUGUCGCUAUUUCUUCCGAUGUCCCUGCCUUCGACGGUGUUCAAUCCGAGAAGGCUUCUCAAUUUGAGCUGGUGGUGGACUCUACCGAAGUCAGUGCCUCGGCCAAGAGUCGAUUCAACUCCUUCUGCAACAACAUGGAAGCCGCUUUCCAACGAGUGUCUUCCGUCACUUCUCAUCUUCAGUGA
Messenger RNA from Penicillium waksmanii, 1761 nucleotides. RefSeq names its product bZIP transcription factor. Lineage: Eukaryota; Fungi; Ascomycota; Eurotiomycetes; Eurotiales; Aspergillaceae. Gene Ontology annotation, biological process: regulation of DNA-templated transcription. Gene Ontology annotation, molecular function: DNA-binding transcription factor activity. The record is from RefSeq and is a predicted model, not a curated record. The coding region runs from base 1 to 1761 and encodes 586 amino acids. The transcript has 3 exons.